This is a messenger RNA of Paramuricea clavata, 791 nucleotides long. NCBI's taxonomy places the organism in Eukaryota, Metazoa, Cnidaria, Anthozoa, Malacalcyonacea, Plexauridae. The record is from the annotation of a GenBank genome assembly.
AUGACGCAUGUUCCACGGCCAUAUCCUGUCCCUGGUAGUGCACACUAUGCUGAUGUGUUUGCUAUUCCCACCAAAAUUGACAACAUUCCUCGUCCACCGGAUGACUUUCAACUUAACCCCGAACACAAAUUAAGAAAGAGCACAAUUCUGGUGCUUUAAAGCUGGAGGAUGAAGAGUCGUUACGCACUUUUUCGGAAAAAUACUGCGUCGCGGUAGAAUUAGUCCGACAAUAUCUGCAGCACCUUAAUAAUAUGGAGAGAGUUAGAUUAAUCAAAAUGAAUGAACGAUAGAAGUUGAAAGAGGCAAAGAAACGAAAAAAGUACACAGAUUAUAACGCAUGGAAGGAGCUUGUUGAAACAGGUCACAUUUCGGAUUCGACAGUCCCAGAACUAAACAAAUACCUCAGGAAGCACAACCUGCAACUGAAAGGAAAGAAGAAUGUGAAACUAGAUACAAUUAAGCGACACGUUUAUAUACACAUUGGAGAUGAAAUGAUUGAUGAUGACGUCUACAACUUCGAGAGGAACAACGAGAACAACGCAGAUGGCGAAGAGAGUGAAAAUGAGCGGGCAGAUGAUGUACUCAGUGGUGGUGAAGACAGUGAUGAAUGUGACGAAAAUACUUUUGUUCUGAACAUAAUUUCUGACUCAGAUUCGGAACAUUCAGUUCCUGAUUUUCCGGGGAACGAUGCAGAAGAAGAGUUGGCAGACAAUAACAGUCCCUUGGUAAACAUAACUUUAAGAUCUGGCAGAACUGCUACGAGGUUCUUUUUACAUAUCUUUUCUAUUUAG